GCGGUGGUCGCGAGCGAGGGCCAGUGUCUCCAAAGCCUGGCUGUCCGUGCACCCCGGCGCUGGCAUCUGAUCUGGGGCAUGGGGGGUGGCAGGAGCUCGUCGGGCUCGGCCUUCGACCGCAACGUUGAGACGGAGAUCUCUGCGGCGCUCGCUGAGUGCGCGCUCACGGUGCUCAUGGGCGCCUGGAAGUUCUUCGAGGCGAUCGUCCCCGCGGCGCUGCUGGUGGAGGCGCGGGAGCUGGGCAUGCCGCUGCGCCCCGUCUGGAUGCUGCUGGAGCUCUAUCGGCAGCCGAGGAGGCUAUGUGCGUUCGGGUCGAUCUCGUACGAUGUGGUCGCUUGGCAUGGGGUGCUGGCGGGCUGCGCGCACGCCUGUGCGAUGGUCUCGCUCCUGCUCCACAGGCUGCUUCGAAGCAUUCGUGGCCUCGGUGUGGUGCCCGGAGCGCUGAUGGGCGAUGUUGCCCUGCGCGUGGCCGACUUCCGGGUGCCCGCACUCGACAGGUUGUGGGCUGCGGUCACCAGGUUCCGCGAGGGCGCCCGUGAGCUCGGCAUCAUCAUCCAGAGGGGACUCAAGGGCAGGUGCUGGGUCUGGAAGCUGGGCCAUGACCUUUGCGGCCGUCGCAAGGUGCGGCGCCAGGCCGCCGAGCGGUCGAAGGCGCUGGCUGCGCGCGGGGGCGGGCUCUUGCUCUUCGAGAAGUUCAGGGGCAAAGCGGGCUUGCUGGUCGGGGCCAGGCAGGGGCCCUCGAGCGUCACGGUCGUUCUGGCGACGCAGCGAGCCAAGGAGUUCGACCCCGUCUACGCGGCGACCUGUGACCUGAUCUGCCGCUGCGCCAGCUGGGCUCGCGGGCCCGUCGCGUCCGCGAUCCUCACGCUGCGGCGCGUUGGCUGGUUCGUGCACUCGUCCACGGUGCGGGUCCCGGACGACGAGAACCAUGUCAAUCUCUUGGCGGAGUCGCCCAAAGACGCCAGGAUGCACCUGGCCAUGGGCAUCGAGCGGGCUGCGGUCGCCGAAGGCCCGGGGGCCAUGUGCCUGCGCGUCCAUUGGGCCGGGGUGCCUUGGACCAGGCAGGCGCAGCUAGAUGCGAAACUGGCCACCUGGGCGGGGUCGGACACCCCUGGGCACCGCUUCUUCGGCUGCGAGACGCUCCUGGAGCCAGCGUUCCUGGGCGAGGAGAAGGGUGGUGUGCUCCCCGAGAGGCGCGACGUGGCUUGGUUCUUCGUGCGCGACCAGAGCCUCAAUAUGGGCGGUGGGCCGCAGGCUUGGGGCGAGUUUGCGCUGUCGGCCUGCCUCCCAUGCAUGCCGCCGAGCGUGCCGCCUGCGAAGCGCACCGUCAGGGUGCGCUACUGGGGCGACUGGGGCGACGACCCUGGCGCGACCGUGGGCAACGUCGUCUUCGCAGACGGCGCGGGCCCGGCCUCGUCGAUGCCCGAGCUGCGGCGAUGCGGCUGGGCAGCGGUGCAGGCGGCGGGGCGAGCUGAGCGGCGCGCCCUGCUGCAGGCGCUGCUGGUCCUCUCGUCGCGGCGCGGCAGGCCCGCCGUCGACGUCGUCUUCGCGGACCUGUUGGGGCUCGUCGAGGAGGCGACUUCCUGGGGCGCGGAGCUCGAGCGGGCUGGCGCGACGCAUGCCACGGUCAGGCGGCGCCUGCGCGCGCAGCCUGCGCGCCCUGCGGCGUGCUGGAUUCCCGCGCACACUCAGCUCAAGCAGUUCCAGGAGGGGGCCAGGGCCCGCGCGGUCUUGAAGGGCUACGCCGACUUCUGCGGGGUCGAGAUCGAGUGCCACAAGCAGGUCGCGGCCUACAUCGCGUGGGCAAUGCGGCGCAUGCUGAAGAUCCCGAGCUGGCAGGCGACGGACUCGGCAGUGCGGCCCUGCAAGGGGCUGCCGAGCGCGCCGCCCGUGGCGGUGGUGCGGCGCCAGCUGGUCAUCCUGCGCGGCGGCAGGAUCGUGCUGUGUCGGCGGUGCUGCAGAUCCACUGCGGCCAGCAGUGGUCCGCCGCGGGCGCAACACCUGCGCUCUCCAUGCUGCGCGAGCGAGGUGGCGAAGCUCAGGGCGGAAUCCAUCGUCGAGCACGUGGGGGCGACGUGGGUCCAGGCGUCCGCAGAGGGCUCGUUCGCCAUGGUUGCGCUGUGCGCUUCCCAGGGGCCGCUGGGCCCAGGCGACCUGGGCGAGGCCCCGUCCACGCUCUGGGCCCUGGGCGACACGGCGGUGGACGUGCAGGGCCAUCGCUUGCACAGGGCGGGCCCCGCCAUUUUCUGCCAGGUGUGCGUGGCCUGGUCGGGCAGCGGCGCGUCGCGUGCGCUGCUGGAGCCGUGCCGCGGCUUGCCCACUGGAGAGGGGCGCGACGCGCGGACCUACCUGUCCAACCUGAG
Prorocentrum cordatum is the source of this 2363-nucleotide messenger RNA. NCBI's taxonomy places the organism in Eukaryota, Dinophyceae, Prorocentrales, Prorocentraceae. The record is from the annotation of a GenBank genome assembly.